Molecule: messenger RNA, 942 nt
Organism: Naegleria fowleri
Lineage: Eukaryota; Heterolobosea; Eutetramitea; Acrasida; Naegleriidae
Exons: 3
Coding region: 1-942 (313 amino acids)
Source: RefSeq, a predicted model, not a curated record
AUGACCACACAAAUUGUAAAACAACAACAUGAUUCAUGGAACAAAUCCACAACCAUCCACGCCACACAACAAUACAUUCCUGGAGCAGACAAUCAAACAGAUUAUUGUCCAUUUACAAAUUCGAAUGUUCAACCCGUCGAGUGUGUCGAUUGUUUUUGUUAUAAUGGAUUAAGUUGUUGUACCAAUAAGAAUGACAAACUAAUUCAAGUGUAUUUGGAGGCAAGAAUUAAUCAGACACAAUUCCCAAAAUGUUUUGAACAAUUAAGAAAAUUGAAAUGCAUUGCCUGCUCUCCAGCAUCCUAUCUAUUUGCCAAUUCAACCAUUCAAACCGAUCCAGAUGGUGGUUCUGGUCGAAUUUCCAUCAUGACACCAAUCAUUUGUCAAGAUUUUUGUGUGGAAUUAGUUUCAGCAUGUCAACAAGAAAAUGCAACCUAUACAGAUCCAAAUGAAAAUAAUGAAUAUGUAAAUGUAUUUCCCAAUGAUGUGAGAGCACAACUUUUGUGUGGCAUUGUUGAUCCUUCCCCUCCUCAAAAUUAUUCACAACAACAAUUGACAAGUGACAAGAAAAAUGCUUGGGAAUGGAUCUUGUUCAUUAACAAUGCAAUGGAUUCCACUCUAAGUGUGUGGAAGAAAUUUUUCACAUCAACUGUUUUUUCCAUUCAUCACAUGAAGAAGGAUUUUUUUGAAUCUUGGAGUUCAGAAUCACAACAAUUUUCAACUCUUGUGGUGGAUGACAUUCCAAUUGGAGUCUCUUUGAAUUGUAAUACAAAUUUAUACAAAUUGCAACAUUGUUACCCUGGAACUUCCAUGAUUGUGGACUCUGCUUUUAUGACCUCUAUUUUAGUGUAUGUUUGGGUGUUGGGAUUGGUGGUGAGUGCAGUGGUGGCAGGUCUUGUGUUUCUUUGUAAAUGGAAAACACGAAGUUAUCAACAAAUCAUGUAA